Molecule: messenger RNA, 330 nt
Organism: Trypanosoma conorhini
Lineage: Eukaryota; Euglenozoa; Kinetoplastea; Trypanosomatida; Trypanosomatidae
Product: peptidyl-prolyl cis-trans isomerase
Exons: 1
Coding region: 1-330 (109 amino acids)
Molecular function (GO): peptidyl-prolyl cis-trans isomerase activity
Source: RefSeq, a predicted model, not a curated record
AUGGGCGUCACGCGCAAAGUGCUGUCCGCGGGAAACGGCGUGCAACCAAAGGCGGGCGACACAAUCACUGUCCACUGCACCGGGUACCUUGCCAACGGCAGGAAGAAGUUCUGGUCAACGCUGGAUAACAAUGAACCCUUCGCCUUCCGCGUGGGGCUCGGGCAGGUGAUCCGGGGCUGGGACGAGGGAAUGCUGAUGAUGUCUGCCGGUGAGAAGGCCGAGCUCACAAUGUCUGGCGAUUACGCCUACGGGAAAAAGGGUUUCCCCGCCUGGGGCAUUCCCCCAGAUGCCGAUCUUCUUUUCGAAAUUGAACUUCUUAAGAUAAAUUGA